AUGGAGAAGCCUAUCUUUUUGGCGAAAGGCCAGAUUUCUUGGUUGUCCAACAAAGGCAUUGUGAAACUAAACUUGAUCUUGCUUAUCUCCCUUAUUUCAAGCUGUUCGUGCGGUUAUGAUACUUCGAUGAUGAAUGGUUUACAGUCAUUAGAUACGUGGAAAGCGUCUUUCAACAAUCCGGGGGCUAUCGAGCUUGGGCUUCUUAACGCUAUUCAAAACGUGGGCCAGUUGAUCUCCCUUCCAUUUUGUGCCGCGUACUGCGACUUAUACGGCCGUCGGAAUGCUCUCGUCACUAGUGCUGCUAUAGUUCUGCUCGGGGCUGCCCUCCAAGGCGGUGCGCAGAAUACCGCAAUGUUUAUUGGGGCAAGGGGUGUCCUAGGAUUCGGCUUAGCUUUGAACAUCACAGCUGCACCACUCCUGAUUAUGGAACUGGCAUACCCCCCUCACGCCGCACCUCUAGUCAGUAUAUACAAUAGCCUAUGGGGUCUGGGAUCGCUGAUGGCUGCUUGGAUCACGUAUGGUUCGUUUCGACUUAACAGUGACUGGGCAUGGCGAAUCCCCUCGCUUCUCCAAGGCAUGACCAGUGCCAUACAAAUUGGGCUUUGCUUCUUGAUUGAGGAGUCACCACGCUGGCUCAUGUCUGUUAAUCGAACUCAGGAGGCUCGCGACCUCAUAACCAAGUACCACGCCAACGGCGACCCCAGCGAUCCGAUAGUCGCAUUGGAACUCGAGGAGAUUCGCAUAGCCCUCCGUGUUGAAUCUGAGAAUAGGAGGUCAACCUCAUAUCUGUCUUUUUUCCAAACUCGUGGAAAUCGGCGGCGCUUUUUUAUCGUCCUAGCGGUCGGCUUUUUUAGCCAGUGGAGCGGAAACGGCAUCAUUUCAUACUAUCUCACGUUAAUCCUCGAUUCUAUCGGCUACAAGACUCAAGACAUUCAAACCUUGAUCAAUGCUAUGGUGACACUUUGGAGCUUAAUUGUAGGCGUCGGAUUUGCCUUGGUGGUAAAUCGGUUUAGACGUCGUACGCUCUUCCUCGUCUCUACUGCAGGAUGUUGGAUGUGUUAUGUGGUUUGGACGGGUCUGGAGGCAACAUACGAGAAGUCUGUGGACGCAGAUGGCAAUGGAGGAAAUCAAAACGCUGCACGAGGUGUUUUGGCCCUGGUACUAAUUUUCAACUUCUUCUAUAGUAUUGGUUGGGGAACACUUCAAGUAACGUAUCCUCUUGAAAUAAUGCCUUUCAACCUUCGGGCACGUGGCUUGGUCCUAUACAAUGUCUUUUGUGCAUUGGCACUAAUCUUCAACCAAUACGCCAACCCGGUCGGCAUCGAAGCUUUGGGUUGGAAGUUCUACAUCAUCUACGAUGUCUGGAUCUUUAUUGAGUUAAUUGUUGUUUACUUCCUCUUUGUGGAAACAACAGGAAAAAGGAACUUGGAAGAGGUUGCAGCUAUUUUGGAUGGGGAAAGUGUGGAACCUCCGUUGGAAAUAACUAAUGAAGGUAAAACUGGGAACGCGGUUAUAGCUGUAGCUGGUACUCACUAG
This is a messenger RNA of Daldinia childiae, 1536 nucleotides long. Its product is annotated as Lactose permease. The coding region runs from base 1 to 1536 and encodes 511 amino acids. The transcript has 2 exons. Gene Ontology annotation, biological process: carbohydrate transport; transmembrane transport. The record is from RefSeq and is a predicted model, not a curated record. Gene Ontology annotation, cellular component: membrane. NCBI's taxonomy places the organism in Eukaryota, Fungi, Ascomycota, Sordariomycetes, Xylariales, Hypoxylaceae. Gene Ontology annotation, molecular function: carbohydrate:proton symporter activity.